UUGAUAAAGAAAAAUGAUUGUGUGACAGUCUUUAACGUACUUUGAUGAACUUAACUGUCGGCAUUGAUAAUUCUGACUUCAAUUGGUUAAUUCUCAACAGCAAGUGUCGCACUCACACAUUUAAAUGUAUUAAUAACUCUACCAUUGUUAGAAGGGUUGAUAAGUCCUAAAUUAUGUCCACCGUUUGGGUAUUUAUGUUAUAGUAAGUGUGAUUUGGAGUUUUUUGUGGUAUUAAUAUUGUUUUUAACAAAUAUUCAUGUUUUGACUUACAAUAUUGACUAAUUGUAGAUUCAAGCAUUGUACCACCAAUUAAAUUAUCUCUAUUUAUUUGCUUUGCUUGGGUUUUAAGGAUGUUUACUACGGACGAUGCAUCAAAACAUUUCGUUGAUGAGAACCUAGAUGAAAACAAUGGGGAACAAAAAGACAUGAAAUAAAAUGCAAGAGAUUCACUAAAAUAGUUUCAUUAGCACCUAAGGUACUAUUAGAUGAGAUCAUACGAAUAUAGUUGUGGACCGAGCAAAGAAAGAUAUUACAUGCACCAAAUGAUAAAGUGUGACUAGAACAAAACCUCUUAUGAGAACAAAUAUUUAAACAUUGGUCGCUUCUUGUUGUCAAUAUAGAAAAGCUAAAGGAAGAUGAAAAGGAAAAUGUCUUGUGGAAAGCUAAAAUGAGAUGGAUUUUGUUGAUGUUUAAAAUCGAGGGAAUAUGAUGACAAUGUUUAUAGUAGCUCAAUUUCAACCAGAGUUAUAUGAUAUGUAUUUAUACGAGAGACUAAUUAGAAUAAGAAUACAGGUAGAAACAUAAUUACAAAAAUACCCCAUAAUACAUUUAAAUUACACAUUUAGAGUCUCCUCAAUCUGAAGCAGGUGUAACAAUUUGAGAGAUGGGUUCUCAAUAGCGCAUGGAGCGAGGUAGGUAGUCCCUUAGUAAAGAUGUUUGCCAACUGAUGCUUUGUUGGCACAUAAUGAACACGGAGAUCGCCGGAAGAAACCUUCUCUUGAACAAGGUGAUGAUCCAACUCAAUGUGUUUUGUGUGAGCAUGAAACAUGGGAUUGAGAGCGAGAUAGGUGGUAGAGAUGUCACAAUAAAUGGUGAGAGGAUUAAAAAGGACUCCAAACUCACAAAGUAAAUAACAAAUCUAAAUAAUAUCAGCAACACAGCGCACGAUAGCACGAUAUUCAGCUCUGUACUAGAAAGGGCCUUAGUGGGUUGCUUCUUGGCACACCGGGAAACAAGAUUGGUGCUUAGGAAAAUAUGAAAACCUAAGGUGGAUUGUCGAGUAUUGGAGCAUCCAGCCUAGUCUGCAUCUGCAUAAAACGGUGAAUGAAGUGGAACGACACCACUCGACGAGUAAUCCAUGGGUGGAUGUGCUAGCUAAAGAUCUAUAUAUAUAUGUUUGACGGCUUGAAGAUGAGGUAAUUUUGGUUGAUGCAUGAAUUGACUAAUCAAUUUUUACAACAAAACUAUUAUUUAGUCUAUUCACGGACACACCAUAAAUCCCCAACCAAUUGUCGAUAGAACAUUGAGAAGUGAGAACCUUACUAUCAUUUGUGGACAAUAGAGUUUUCAAGGCUAGAGGAGUAGGUAAAGACUUGAUUUUAACAAGGCCAAACUUGCGCAAUGAGAUAAAAGCGUAUUGUUAAGAGUGGUGAGGAGCCUUAAUGCCAAGAAAACAGUGAAGCGGUCCAAGAUCAUUCAUGACAAGUUCCUAUGAGAGUCAAAUAAUAAAAAAUCGUAAUACUAAAGGGUAUCAAUGGUGACAACGAUAUCAUUAGCAUGAAGCAGAAGAUACCGACCUCCUUGAGAAGAAGCGUAGAUGAAUAAUGAAGGAUUGGCCUUCCUCACCUUGAAACUCAAAAAUAAUAAAUAGCUAUUGAAGCAAUGAAACCAUCCAUGUGGAGCUUGUUUUAAACCAUAGAUUGCUAUCGGAGAUGGCACCUAUAAUUCGGGAACUUAGGAUGAGGAAAAGCUGGGAGGUUGGAAUCUCUUGUCAUAGUUUGGUCCGGCCUCUUGCUUAAGUCCUUUUGUAACGAGGGGAGCUUUGAAGUGUUUUACAGCUCCAUCAAAAUUUUCCUUGACCUUAAAAACCCAAAUAUAAUUGACUAAAUUCUAAAAACGAUCAUAUGGUACAAGAUUCCACAUGUGGUUGGUGACUUGAGGCAUUAAAUUCAUCAGCCAUGGCCGCUUUUCAACAUAGGUUGAUAAUGGGUCUUAGAGUAGCGAGUUGAUGCCUCUCCAUGAAAAGAAUUAAGAGAUUAAAAUUUUUUCUGAAUUUAGAAAUUUCAAAUUUGGCACGAAUUUACAAGAGAUAGGCCAAAAGAGAAGAAACGGAAGUGGAUGAGUUGGAUAGAGUUAUAGAGGGGACUUGCAAGUAUGUUGUGGAGGAACUUGGUCAGGAGAAGAGUCGGGACACAUGGUGAGUGGGUUCGAAAGGAGGGCCGGUGGAGGCAAAAUAGAAUUAAAAGCAUGUUGGAUAAGCCAAGAAGAGGAGAGAGGUGGAUUGGGAGGUUGGGCUAAAGGAGGAGGCGGCGGAUGAGAAACUUGAGGGCCAAAGGAGGUAGAAGGAAGAAUGGAUUGAUUGGAGGGGGGAAAAAGUGGGUUGAUCUUGAACAGUGGGUUAUGGGAUUAGGAGUUCGAGGAUUUUUUUGAAAAGGAAAAUUCUCUUUCUCAAAUCAAAUAUGAUGAUUGAUAAAAACACAACCAAAUGGUGGAUUAGGGCAAUGGUAGCUCUUGUGAUGUGACGCAUACCCAAGAUAUACACAUGGCACAAAAUGAGGUAGGGAAGAAAAUGAUAAAUUGCCCUCAAAAACCCAAAAGAACGAGUAAUUGAAUUUGAAUCCAAAUAAACGAUCGAAAACCCAAUGAAUGAGUGAAGCAGAGAAAGACAUGAUGGGAUGCAAGUGAGAUGACAUUAUUGAGUUGGAAAUUGAAUAAAGACCAUGAGAAAAAUCGGCUUGGAGGAAUACUCUCUCGGUACGUUGGUCCUUUAAAGACAUUGAUGAACCAUUAAAAUCAAUGGCACAAGAAUUUUUACGGCAAAAUUGGUGACUAAAGCGAUUGCUAGUAAGAUUAGGAACAUGAUAGAUGGGAGAUAGAUUGAGAACCGGCAUUUAAAAGGGAUUUACCAACUUGUUUAAUAGGCAAUAAGUGACCACCAUCAAUCAAGACAUUUGUCAAAUCAUAAAAAGGGUCUAGAUUUAAGGAUUUUACCAAUAUCACUAGUUUCACUUUGCUGUCAAGAUAUUACAUUGGAUCAAAGGUCUCACCAAUUGAGAGAUUUGAGGAGUUCGAUAGAUUAGUGGCAAUGAAGGCAUGGUUGAAUCUUUGUCGACUUGGUAGUGUGGUGUGCCGGGCUUCAUUAUAUGACAAGUAAGAUGAGGCCCUAGAUUCGAGAAUAUCUCCCCAUGUGUAUGAGGGAACGAAGGGCUUCGAACCACCACGAGGCUAAGUGGUCAACAUAGUGAGGUAUCCUCAAAUUUUGGUGGUUCAAAAUCAAUGUUGAUGUUUAGAGUCAAUAAGGGCUUUGAACAACCAUGAUACCAUGUUCAUGUUUAGAGGAAGAGGGAAUAUGAUGACAAAAGUGUUUUUGGCGGUUCGACCCCAAUUUAAGUUGCAUAAUAUAUAUUCACACAAGUGACUAGUCACAAUAAGGAUGUAGAUAGAAACAUAAUUAUAGAAAUACUCUAUAUUACAUGUAAAUUACACAUUGAUAAAAUCUUGGGUUGUGCUUCGAAAGCUAAAGCUAGAAUUUAUACUCUUUCUUAUGUUAAUUGGAAGCAUACAAGAAAUUAUGGGUUUGUUUUAUUCUCUUUUCUUGGAAAGUGCUGAUUUAAAAGGAUUGUUGUGCUUUUGUGCAAUGGAUUGACGCUCGUGAGGCUCCUGAGAACUAUGCAAGAGGCCAUCUAGAUGCUCCGUAGAACUAGCGUUUCAUGAUUUCUGGAGGCAGGAAUCUUGGCUUGCUCAACUCGCUAUUCAAGAAGAGGGAUGGGUCACAUUUUGUGUGAAGUAAAUAAGGAAGUUUGCUAGGGUUCCAUGAUUUGUUUAAUGAGAGAGUAGCCAUGGAGAAAGAUUUGUUUUUGUAAAUGUGAGAAAAUAUGGGGGUAAAGAGUUAAUCUUCGAAGGAAAAAAAUUCAGGUAUAAAUCAACUUCAAGCUCUGUUAUUAGACCUCAAAGACUCUUACGUGAAAGAAAAAAAAUGAGAUCAGUAAAGAAUGAGAUAGAUUGAUAGCCAAUUAAAAAUUUGGAAAAUUGAAUCGAUGAAUAUCAUGUAUAGAAAGAUUUGCACUAGGUUUUGAUGGAAUUAGAAAGUGUUGCAUAUAGUAAUGAAUGUCAUUUGUAUUGAGUCGGAAAGGAACUGAGACAUUAAGCGAGCAGCCGUAGCAAAGCUCUGGUGCCAUUUGCCAUAUGAUAGGCGCAGAGGACGUAGUGGGGUACAUACGUGAACUUGUAUACUAAAGGAGGGUAAAUAGUGUUGUGCAUGAGCACUCACAAUAAUUGGAAUGAAGUAGAAAGGUUAUGAUAGGAUGAACAGCCGAAUUUAGUGUACUCGAUGCCAAAUCAAGAUGAGUGAUGUUAGGGUGUUUGAAGUAGUUAGGAGGAUGAGAGAUAUCUGUAGGCAAUAUGCAAGCUCAGAGCUCUCAAUGGCAAAAGCACUCCCAAAAAUACCUAAAGGAACAACUCGAGGGAGUAUAUACACUGAGAAAGUAAUAACGGGAGGUGGACAUGGUCUUGCUGCAUGGGAAUCCAAUUGAUGUGUCUAGAAGAGACGUUAGUUGAUGAGAGGUUGCAACGUUUGAUGAGGACAAACUCAUAAGGAUGCUAAUUGAAAUGAAAAUGGAUAAAACUAGCAGUAAGAAAGGAAGGGGGAAAAAAGAGUGUUCCAAUUUGGAUUAAUCGGUUUCAGGAUAGAUAGCUUUCAAAGUAAGAACCCGAAAGCUAUCCUAUUAGAGUCGGUUUCUGGUUUUUGGAACAGAGGAUCUCACCGUUCGACCCUAAACCUGAUCUAGAAACUAACCGGUUGGUUUUACACCGGUUUUGGGGUUGACCAAAAAACAUUUGAGUUGUUUUAUGGACGGUCCAAAAAAAGUGAAGUUAAGGAGCUCUCUCUCUCUUUUUUCCAUUUUUUUCAAAAGAAAGUACUAUGAGUCUUCGAUUCCUAAAUAUCAAGGACGAGGGGAUUUGUCUUCUAAGUCUGUCGAGAUUAUAGGUCCGAGAACAACAUUGGAUAAAUAGUAUAUAGUUGGGGACUUAUCAUUUUAAACAGCCAUGUUUCUAUUGGUUUGAAAAUAUUUGGAAAAGCCGUCGGGCACUGUCUUAUGAGCUACCUGCGAAUCUUUUCCUAAAUUAAAGACACCUGCUUCUAAAUUUGAGAAUCCCCACGAACCUCACACGAGGGCUAAUGUAUCACGUUCUUCUACUUCAUAGAAUUGGGGAAAAAAAAUGAGAGUCGACUUGACACGUGCGCCACUGACUUGUUAUGGCCUACAGCUUACGAAGGAGGCCCACUUGAAGAAGUAUUCUGUUAUUUGGAAAAGCAAAACAGUAAGUAAAUGCCCAAGCUUACCUUUAAAGCUUGCAUCUUUGUCAAAGCAUUACUUAAAUGUCCCAGAGUUGUCAAUUAAGACUCAUGUUCAUGCAAGAGAAUUAAAGUUAGAUUAUUUCUUCCAACAAAUUCGAUAUAUAUCAUCGUUAACCCAACCCCCCCCCUUUUUUUUCUAAGAAAAUAACAUGUGUAUGAAUGACCAUGACAUCACCGCUUAUUUGGCUUCUAUGAAGUAUGAAGCAGGACGGAGCAUGCGGUAUUUUAGGGGAGUGUGUCCGCAUCUUUGUUGAUGUUGUCGCUCCCCCUUUCUUUUCUUUUUUUGUUUUCUGGUGGGAUUGUUGCUUGCUUGCCUGUUUCUAGCUGUUUUGCCUUUUAUUUGGGAGUAGUAACAGCUUUAUAUCAAGAUUGAAUAAAAGAUUGGAGGGGAAAAAAUAACAAUAAAAAAGAAGAUGAGAGAACAAACCUAAUCUUGACAUGAUGCAUCAUAACCCAAAUUAAUUAAAAUUUCAUAGUAUUAUACGCUGAUCUUUACUUAAUUUAAGGCCCUCAUUUCUGAAAAAUCAUAAACUUUAGGUCUAAUUCCAAUUUUGUUCCAAACAUUUUUUUUUUUUGUCUGGAAAAAAAAAAUCCCAAACAUUAGAUUAGUCCAAAUCUGACCUGAAAUUUUCUUUUUCAAAAAAAAGGAAAAAACCAUUAACUUUAGGUCUAGUCCAAAUUUACCGCGAAUUGCUUCUAUUCAGGAUAAAAAUCAUCAAUUCUACUCUAGUCCUAAAUCCGCUUCCAUCAGCCCCCUGUCAAAAAAUCGUUGUUAGUCGUACAUUAAUUUUCAUAUCCUAGAACAAUUUCAUUUUGAAGAUAAUUUAUGAUGUUGCCUUGUGGAUAUAGAUUGUUAUCAAUGUGGAAAUGUUACGUCAAGUUGGGAGUGGACAAUGGGGUAGAUUUGAAAAUAGAUUGAAAUUGAUAAUUUUUUUAGACAACAAAAUUCAGGAGCUUAAAGUUUUAAGAUUUUUUUCAAGACAAGAAAUAGUUUGGUGCAGAAUUGAAAGUAGACCUAGGAAUUUUUUAGAGAACGAGGCCACUUUUAUGGUAGGAGACUCUUGAGUUUAAGUGGAAUCAAAAUUCACAAAGUCACCAAAAUCUCCAAGUCAUGAUGAGGGGUGUGGUCUAUUUUUAUUUUUUAUUUUUUACAUCACCAAAUGCCAACGUUCCCCCCCUCUCUCUAACCGCAUGCUGUAAUAUUUACCGUCCGUCCACUUAUAAGAGCCAUUCACCAUUUCUUCUUCCUCGCGCACUCCCUUUACUCUCACUCAGUCUCUAAGUAUCUGCAUUGCAUUCAAUCCUUUCAUCGAAAGAAAUGUCUACCCCACUUCCAAGCUCCUCACCAUCUCUGCUCGCAGCAAGCAACACCGCCAGGCCACUACUGGCAACCAUCACCCUGGCAUCUCCUUUACCGGCAGCUUCUUCCGGGUCCACAUCUCCUUGGUCUUGGUCCACCAUAUCGAGGGAGCGAAAGGUGGUGCUGGUGGUGUUGCUGGUCCUGGUGCUGGUGGCAAUAUGCUUGCUGCUUAUAUAUUGCAAGAUUAGGAGAUGCAAAAGGAGAAGGCCGCUUUGCUCUGCAUCCCCUAGCAUUCCUCUCAGUUCUGCCACGUGCAAUUUUACUCUUGACCAAGUCGAGGAGUUCACCAGUGGCUUCUCGGAGGCAAAUCUACUCGCAGAAGGUGGUUUUGGGCGUGUGUACCGUGGAGUCCUUCCCAAUGGAAGAGUUGUAGCAGUGAAGCGAUGGAGGGUGGGGAGCAGACAGGGAGAGAGUCAAUUUUGGGCUGAGGUUGAAAUACUAAGCCAAGUUCAUCACAGGCAUAUUGUGUCUUUGGUUGGAUACUGCAUAACCAGGUCCGAGCUCAUCCUCGUGUAUGAGUUGGUGGCUAACAACACCUUACAUCUACAUUUACACGGAGAGGGACAACCGACCCUAGAUUGGCCAACUAGACUGAAAAUUGCUUUGGGGUCUGCCAAAGGAGUAGCAUAUCUUCAUGCGGAUUGUGAUCCUAAGAUCAUACAUCGUGAUAUCAAGGCAGCUAACAUACUUAUGGACUUUGACUUUGAGGUGAAGAUUGCAGAUUUUGGACUUGCAAGAUUUACUUCUGAAUCAAAUCGUCAUGUGUCCUCCAGGCUGAUGGGCACCUUUGGUUAUAUUGCUCCAGAACACUCCUCGGAUGGGAUACCGACAGAAAAAUCGGAUGUUUUCUCUUUUGGGGUCGUGCUCUUGGAGUUGAUUACUGGUCGCAAACCUGUGUUUUCAACAUGUAAUUCCAUGGCUGAUGGUCUGGUUGAAUGGGUUAAUCUGGUUGAAUGGGCGAGGCCUCAGCUCACACAAGCUCUGAAAGAUGGAAACUUCGAUUCUCUUGUUGAUCAUAGGCUGCAGAACAAUUAUGACGACAAUGAGAUGGCUUGUAUGGUGGCAUGCGCUGCUGCUUGCGUGCAUCAGUCAGCAAGGCGCCGACCAAAGAUGAGUGAGGUCGUUCGAGCCCUCGAAGGAGAUCUACGGCUUUCUGAACUGAAUGAUGGGAUUAGAUCCAGGCUGAGUAUCCUCUACCGUUUCUGGCGAAGGUCUGACAACGGCACCAGCCAAGACCUCGGAAACUCCCAAAGGAUGCCAUUAGCUACCCAAGAAUACGGCAGUAGCCAUUACAGCGAAUCUACAGCAAGUGAAUAUGCCUUGCAUCCUUCUGGCUUGAGCAGCGUGGGUUCUAGCCGCCGAACGACCCGAGAUCUGGAGAUGGGAAAAAUAGAGAGAGAGUCGAGGUUUCAUCGUAGGCUGUUGAGCUCACGUGUCAUGGUCUCGUAAAGUUUCUAAUCCUCCUCGUUUUUAUAUGUCACCGCGGAUGGCAAGAGAGGCAUACAUCAUUUUCAAGCAGUGACGUCGAGAAUGUGGUUGUGGGGUAUUUAAAUCUAUAUUAUAGUUAGAUAGGCAGAUGCUACUUGGAGUUGCAAGCUCUCACUAAUAAGACAGACCUGCCAAUGUAUCUGGUGUAGUUGGUCUUGUGUCCCUGUUGUUUGUGGUAGGUUGAAGUGGUCCAUGGUGGAACAUAUAGAUAAGUUGUAUGGUUUGGUACUCUCGCAAUGUGAAGCUUUUAGGUUUUUCGUGCACUUCAAUCAAUGUGUCGAGGUCUUCUGUCGUGUGCUGAUCUUAGAUGUUGAUGUCCGUUCAAUUUGUGAUGGCCCUUGUAAGUGAAGGUUUGUUCGAAGUCAAGAAUAAACAUCAAGAGUGUUUCUACAAAAUGUUCCCUUUUGGAAUUUACUUCAA
Eucalyptus grandis is the source of this 8846-nucleotide messenger RNA. Its product is annotated as proline-rich receptor-like protein kinase PERK1. Lineage: Eukaryota; Viridiplantae; Streptophyta; Magnoliopsida; Myrtales; Myrtaceae. The record is from RefSeq and is a predicted model, not a curated record. Gene Ontology annotation, biological process: protein phosphorylation. The transcript is spliced from 7 exons. Gene Ontology annotation, molecular function: ATP binding; protein kinase activity. The coding region runs from base 6897 to 8387 and encodes 496 amino acids.